AUGCAACCUAGCGCAGCGCGGCAAGAUUCCAAAAUUCCCGGAAUGAGCGGGUCGCUAUCGGCGCCGGUGCUCGUGCUCGCGCUAAUCGGCGCGCUCGCCGUGUUCACCGAGGUCGUGUCGCUCGUGCGCGUAGGCGUGUCGCCGUCCUACGUGUCCUUCUCGUCCGCCGUCGCCGCUGUUCACGGACGCGAUGCCACGUGGACGGAGCGCGGUACGGCUCCGGGAGAUGCGGAGAGCGACCCAGAAGGAGCGGCGUGGCCUGCGGAUGCUCCCAACACUGAAGCAGCAACCGAAGCUGCUGAAGAAGCAGCAGCAGCAGCAGCAGCAGCGGCAGCCGGAGGAGGAGGAGGAGGAGGAGGAGGAGGAGGAGGAGGAGGAGGAGGAGGAGGAGGAGGAGGAGGAGGAGGAGGAGGAGGAGGAGGAGGAGGGGAAGGAAGCUCGGGUGUUGACACACUCCCGCCGCUCUCUCUGCUGCCCCCGGAUUCACGAGCAGGACUCAUGUUCGAUGCUCUGCUGAGGGCGCAAUUUCGUGUGCAGCAGAUGCCUCAUUCAUGUCACUCUCUGCUGCCUUUGGAUCUCUCAUUCCAUUCCCUUUCCCUUGCACCCUCCCAUUCCCCUGGUUCUCGUCCUCCCACUCGUCCUCCUCGCCCUCCCAUUCCCCUCCUCACCACUGCCCCAUCCCAUUCCCCUCCUCACCACUGCCCCAUCCCAUUCCCCUCCUCACCACCGCCCCAUCCCAUUCCCCUCCUCACCACCGCCCCAUCCCAUUCCCCUCCUCACCACCGCCCCAUCCCAUUCCCCUCCUCACCACCGCCCCAUCCCAUUCCCCUCCUCACCACCGCCCCAUCCCAUUCCCCUCCUCACCACCGCCCCAUCCCAUUCCCCUCCUCACCACCGCCCCAUCCCAUUCCCCUCCUCACCACCGCCCCAUCCCAUUCCCCUCCUCACCACCGCCCCAUCCCAUUCCCCUCCUCACCACCGCCCCAUCCCAUUCCCCUCCUCACCACCGCCCCAUCCCAUUCCCCUCCUCACCACCGCCCCAUCCCAUUCCCCUCCUCACCACCGCCCCAUCCCAUUCCCCUCCUCACCACCGCCCCAUCCCAUUCCCCUCCUCACCACCGCCCCAUCCCAUUCCCCUCCUCACCACCGCCCCAUCCCAUUCCCCUCCUCACCACCGCCCCAUCCCAUUCCCCAAUCGACCCCACUAUAUCCUCUUGCUAUCAGCCAACCUUGGUCGCACAGGCACGGACAGCAGGCGAGCUCCUAGGUCUCACGGUGCGAUCGUUGUGCAAGUCCGUGGUGGAGAGAGCAUGGCAGGGUAGGAGACGUUCACUGGCCGCCUCUUAG
Molecule: messenger RNA, 1347 nt
Organism: Closterium sp. Yama58-4
Lineage: Eukaryota; Viridiplantae; Streptophyta; Zygnematophyceae; Desmidiales; Closteriaceae
Source: the annotation of a GenBank genome assembly